AGGAGAGAGAAUCAGACAUCACUCUGGUACAUGUGCUGCCAGGGGUUGAACUCAGGACCUCAUGCAUGAGAGUCCAGUGCUUUAUCCACUUGGCCACCUCCUGGACCACAAUGUUUUAUCUCUUUAGCUAAAUUGUUGCUAUGCAAGUCUUAUCCUUUAGAGACUGCAUACAUCUUGUGUACACUCUGUGCAUAUGUAUGAAAUGUCUCAAUUCUAAACUUGAUCAUAGUGAACAUCAGUGUUUAUAGCUUCCUCCUUUUGGAUAUAAUUUUCCUGCUCACACCCCUUUAUAACUUAGAUCUUCUGUGAAGGGCCAUGUUAUUUCUAGUGGGGGUGGUGGUGGCUUCCUUCACACUUGUCUCUGUUUUUCUUUAGCUCCCAUCCUUCUCUGAAAGGCAGCACAACUGAUGGCAGCCAUGCUUCUGACAGCAUGGAACCAGGGCCUGAGCCAUGGAAUUGGCCCUAGGGCAGCAGGAACCUGUUGUUUCAGAAGUCGGUGACCUUCGAGGAUGUAGCUGUGUACUUCACCCAGACGGAGUGGGAUGGCCUAUCCCCUGCACAGAGGGCUCUAUACAGGGAUGUUAUGCUGGAGAACUAUGGGAAUGUAGCCUCCCUGGGAUUUUCACUGCUCAAGCCUGCUGUGAUCUUACAACUGGAGGAGGGAGGUGAGCUGGGGGCCACAUUUCCUCUGGCUACUCAGACAGACACUGGUCCCCACACCCUUUGGACUGAAAAGAGUGAGACUGAUUUUAAUCUGACAGAGAACAUGUACAAAGAAAACAAUACAUCCUCUGAAGACCAGAGGGACCACUACCUAGAAACAGAAUUUUCAGAAGUCUGUCUUCUAGAGAAAUGGCAAGGAGUUCACUCAGUAGCAGGUAUGAAGAAUGCAAACAUCAGUAUCAUUGACAAAAAAGUAAAAGAUGAGACAGACUUUAUAGAUGUGUGUUUCAUUAGUCAAACUCCAGCCUUGAACCAUUGUCAUACCAUCUCUACUAGAAAGCAGCCUUCUGAAUGUACACAGUUGGAAAAAGUUUUUGACAUAAAAUAUACUCAACAGGAAAUAAUUAAUACUGAAGAAAGACCUUUAAAGUGUGAACAAUUAGUGGAAACCUUUAGGUGUGCUUCUCAAAUUAAUCAACAUCAAGAUAGCUACAGUGAAGAAAAGUCCUAUCAUUGUAAGGACUAUGGCAAAACCUUUGGUGUUAAUGCAAAAUUAAUUUGGCAUCAAAAACUUCAUACUGUAGAGAAACCCUUUAAAUGUGUGGAGUGCGGGAAAAGCUUCAGUUACAGUUCCCGUUACAUCACACAUCAGACAAUCCAUAGUGGAGAGAAGCCCUAUCAAUGCAAGGUGUGUGGGAAAGCAUUCAGUGUUAAUGGGAGUCUAAGUAGACAUCAGAGAAUCCAUACAGGAGAGAAGCCUUAUCAGUGCAAGGAAUGUGGAAAUAGCUUCAGCUGCAGCUCUGCAUAUAUAAUACAUCAGAGAGUCCACACUGGAGAAAAGCCUUAUGAGUGUAAAGACUGUGGAAAAGCUUUCAAUGUUAAUGCAAAGUUAAUUCAACAUCAGAGAAUUCACACUGGAGAAAAACCUUAUGAAUGUAAUGAAUGUGGGAAAGACUUCAGGUGUAGCUCACAACUUAGGCAACAUCAGAGCAUCCACACUGGAGAGAAAUCUUGUCAAUGUAAGGAAUGUGGAAAGGCCUUCAGUAAUAAUGCAAAACUUGUUCAGCAUCAAAGAACCCACACAGGUGAGAAACCUUAUAUGUGUACUGAAUGUGGAAAAGCCUUUAGUGCCAAAGGGAAGUUAAUCCAGCACCAGAGAAUUCACACAGGUGAAAAACCUUAUGAGUGUAACGAGUGCAGAAAAGCCUUCAGGUGUAACUCUCAACUUCAACAGCAUCUGAGAAUCCAUACUGGGGAGAAACCCUAUGAAUGUAAGGAGUGUGGAAAAGCUUUCACUGUUAAUGCAAAAUUAAUGCAGCAUCACAGGAUUCACACUGGGGAGAAACCCUUUGCAUGUAGUGAGUGUGGGAAAUGCUUUACUUCUAAAAGAAACCUCCUUGAUCAUCACCGGAUCCACACUGGAGAAAAACCUUAUCAAUGUAAGGAAUGUGGGAAAGCUUUCAGUAUCAAUGCUAAACUAACUAGACAUCAGCGAAUACACACUGGAGAAAAGCCUUUCAAAUGUAGGGAGUGUGAUAAAGCAUUUAGCUGUAGUUCUGACUAUAUUGUGCAUCAAAGAAUACAUACUGGAGAGAAACCCUUUCAGUGUAAGGAGUGUGGAAAAGCCUUCCAUGUUAAUGCCCAUUUAAUACGUCAUCAGAGAAGCCACACAGGGGAAAAGCCCUUCAGAUGUGUGGAGUGUGGAAAAGGCUUUAGCUAUCGUUCUGACUGUCUUAUACAUCAGACUGUCCAUACAUGGAAGAAACCAUAUGUGUGUAACACAUGUGGGAAAGCCUUCAGGUUUAGCUUCCAACUAAGUCAGCAUCAAAGUGUCCAUAGUAGUGUAGGAAAAUCUUAGUAAUGAGAAUAUAGAAAAGAUUAAUGCAGAAAUGGACCAAGUCAGUUUCACCUUGAAGAUCCUCAGAGGAAAAUAAAUAUGGGAAAGUUUUCACAUGGAAGCAGUUCUCGUCCAUUCUAUUAACUUUAAAUGAGGAAUGAUGUCCAGUUUACUAAUAACAUUCCAAAAUAAAAUCUAAUAGCCAGUUAGAAAAUAUAAUGAAAGAACAUCUUAUUUCAAACAGCAUUAAGGAAAAUAGAUUGUCUAGAAUAAAGUGUGCCAGACUUACAUGGGAACAUGACAGAUUUCCAUCAAGGGCCACAAUAGUAAAUUUGAGUAAAUCAAGAAAAAGAAAAGCCUUGUUAGAUAGGAAAACUCAUAAAGAUAUUCACUCUUAAGUUACUUAUUUUUCAUUCAUCUUUGACAGUAAGCAUGCAUCACUUUUGGGAAAUGGGUAAACAAUAAAGAUUUCAUUUUAAAAAACUAAAA
Erinaceus europaeus (western European hedgehog) is the source of this 2989-nucleotide messenger RNA. RefSeq names its product zinc finger protein 23 (gene ZNF23). Gene Ontology annotation, molecular function: DNA-binding transcription factor activity, RNA polymerase II-specific; RNA polymerase II cis-regulatory region sequence-specific DNA binding. Gene Ontology annotation, biological process: regulation of transcription by RNA polymerase II. The record is from RefSeq and is a predicted model, not a curated record. Lineage: Eukaryota; Metazoa; Chordata; Mammalia; Eulipotyphla; Erinaceidae. The transcript has 4 exons. The coding region runs from base 584 to 2521 and encodes 645 amino acids.